Messenger RNA from Chrysochloris asiatica (Cape golden mole), 1303 nucleotides. RefSeq names its product adenosine 3'-phospho 5'-phosphosulfate transporter 2-like. Gene Ontology annotation, molecular function: 3'-phosphoadenosine 5'-phosphosulfate transmembrane transporter activity. Lineage: Eukaryota; Metazoa; Chordata; Mammalia; Afrosoricida; Chrysochloridae. The transcript has 9 exons. Gene Ontology annotation, biological process: transmembrane transport. The coding region runs from base 94 to 1203 and encodes 369 amino acids. Gene Ontology annotation, cellular component: endoplasmic reticulum membrane; Golgi membrane. The record is from RefSeq and is a predicted model, not a curated record.
GAGUCAGCAAACAAAACGGAGAAACAGAAGAACAAAACAGAGGAAAUCAACAAGGAUAACACUGGAAGCGCUGAAUGCAGCCAAUUAAGAACAAUGGAUCUCAAGUUCAACAACUCCAGGAAAUAUAUUUCUAUCUCGGUCCCUUCCAAAUCCCAAACAAUGUCACCACAUAUCAAGUCCGUAGAUGACAUCAUGGUACUUGGCAUCAAUCUCAGCAGAUUUAACAAACUUACUCAAUUUUUCAUAUGUGUUGCUGGAGUUUUUGUAUUUUACCUAAUUUAUGGAUAUUUACAGGAAUUAAUAUUUUCAGUGGAGGGUUUUAAGUCCUAUGGCUGGUACCUUACACUAGUGCAGUUUGGGUUUUACUCCAUAUUUGGCCUAAUAGAACUUCAGCUUAUUAAGGACAAGAGGAGAAGAAUACCAGGAAAAACCUACAUGAUAAUAGCUUUUCUAACUGUGGGUACUAUGGGGUUAUCAAACACUUCCUUGGGCUACCUGAAUUACCCUACCCAAGUCAUCUUCAAGUGCUGCAAAUUGAUUCCUGUUAUGCUAGGAGGAGUUUUUAUCCAAGGAAAACGAUACAACGUUGCAGAUGUGUCUGCUGCAGUUUGUAUGAGCCUAGGCCUAAUCUGGUUUACCUUGGCUGACAGCACAAUUGCACCAAAUUUCAACCUGACAGGUGUGAUCCUAAUUUCCCUGGCACUAUGUGCAGAUGCCGUUAUUGGAAAUGUCCAAGAGAAAGCUAUGAAACUUCAUAAUGCUUCUAAUUCAGAAAUGGUUCUGUAUUCGUACUCAAUAGGUUUUGUGUACAUUUUAUUGGGAUUGACGUGCACUAGUGAAAUACGCCCUGCAGUCACAUUUUGUUCAAAGAAUCCAAUUCGAACCUAUGGUUAUGCUUUCCUGUUUUCCCUCACUGGGUAUUUUGGAAUCUCCUUUGUUCUGGCUUUGAUUAAAAUUUUUGGGGCACUUCUUGCUGUAACAGUGACAACAGGAAGAAAAGCGAUGACCAUUGUGCUUUCCUUUCUAUUCUUUGCUAAACCAUUCUCAUUUCAAUAUGUAUGGUCUGGUUUGUUAGUUGUCCUUGGUAUAUUUCUCAAUGUCUACAGCAAAAAUAUGGACAAAAUAAGACUACCAUCACUACAAGGUCUGAUGAACAUAUCAGCGGAUGAGAGAAAGUCAAGGACGUUGAUACAACCUGUAUAGGCAGUGUCUUGUUCAAACUAGAAUCUUAUGGGAACAGUGGAAUUAAUGAACUUAACAAAGGGAUUGUUAUAAAGACCAAAGGAUCUGAAGGCCUGCUGUC